GCCGGCUGCCGCGGGCCGGGCUGUGCGCGUAGUGCCCGGCUCCGGCCCCCUCAAGUGCCCGCGGGGGUGGGAGCGGCCUCGGCCCCGCGGAGACGGAGCGGCUGGAGGACGAGGCGGCGGCCGCGGGGAGGAGGAUGGGGGCUAACCAGUUAGUGGUGCUCAACGUGUACGACAUGUACUGGAUGAACGAAUACACCUCGUCCAUCGGAAUUGGCGUUUUUCAUUCGGGCAUUGAAGUAUAUGGCAGAGAAUUUGCUUAUGGUGGCCAUCCUUACCCCUUUUCUGGAAUAUUUGAAAUUUCACCAGGAAAUGCUUCUGAACUAGGAGAAACAUUUAAAUUUAAAGAAGCUGUAGUGUUAGGGAGCACGGACUUCCUGGAGGACGACAUCGAGAAGAUCGUGGAGGAGCUGGGCAAGGAGUACAAGGGCAACGCUUACCACCUCAUGCACAAGAACUGCAAUCACUUCUCCUCGGCGCUGUCGGAGAUCCUCUGCGGGAAAGAGAUCCCUCGCUGGAUCAACCGACUGGCCUACUUCAGCUCCUGCAUUCCCUUCCUACAGAGUUGCCUCCCCAAGGAGUGGCUCACGCCCGCGGCCCUGCAGUCCAGCGUCAGCCAGGAGCUGCAGGACGAACUGGAGGAGGCCGAGGACGCCGCCGCGUCCGCCUCCGUGGCCAGCGCCGCGGCCGGCCCCAGGCCCGGGCGCCACACCAAACUCUAAGCGUCUCCAAAGCCCCCCCCCAAGAGCUGUCUCGGACAGGGGACGGUCAGCUAGAGAAAAGUACAAGAGCACGCGUCCUCUGGACAUUCUGUAUGCAAAGAUGGCUCUCCCCCCCCCAUCCCAGGUUUUCAGCUCAGGAUUAUAUUUGUAAUCAAAAGAAUCACUCGGCGCAGGAGGGAGAACUUUGUAUGAAGCCGCCCUCUGGUUUUUUUUACCCACUUGUAAAUUUGGAUUUCCUUCUGUUUUAUACGAGCUCUGUUCAGUUAUGUUUACAGUAUUUUGUAUCGCUGUUUACAAAUCGUGCAUGGACUCCUGCCACCGUGGAAGAAGGAAGCAUUCGCGGCCCCAGCGGGCGAGGCGGGCCAGCUCUGUAGCCUCCUGGCGGCGGCUGGAGCUGCGGUGGGGCCCCCAGGCACGCGACAGGUCCUAGAGCAGCCAGAGUCACCGUCCCCUGCUUACGAAUGGUCUUUUAGGUUCGUGUCUGGUUUGUCCAUGUUCGGGAUGCAGAGGGGAAGGAACACCCGGGGCUGAGGGCGGUGGCUCGCAGCCCCACAAGGGAGCGCGGUCCCCAGGCAGAUCCAGGCCAGGGAGGUGGGGGGGGGGCGCGGUUGCGUCCCAAAUACUGGUCCAGCUCAGCAGGCGGGCCCCUUCCCGUGUCCGUCCUGCUCAGACACCUCGGAUUCUGUCGUUAAGUUCGUUUUCGUUGAAGAUUCCCUUGCUGGUCACUGAGGAGUAUUUUUGCACACGCGCUGGGGGCCUCACCUUCAUUUUCGUACAUCCACUACCCUCCCCGCCCCGGGCUGCGACGACGGGGGGGAAGGUCCAAGCGACAGCCUUCUGAGUAGCCGUGAGGGGACGUGCAGCUGCUUUCUUACUGGUCGGGCCGCCUGUUACACGAGACCUUGAGAACCGGGGGCUGAAGUGACACUGUCCAGCCAGCGACUCCGCCGUCCCGCGGUCUUACGCGUCGGAGGCCGCGGCUCGUGAUGGGAGUCGUGUCCCCUCAUCAUAGGAAACCGAGUCUCGUUGACUUCUUGUUGGAAGAUAUUCGUGUGUCUUAAAAGUCAUCUUUUUCUGUUCUCUCAGAUGUGUCUCUUACAGAACCUGCUCUGAGGGAGAACUUGGCUGCCGCGGACGAGUCCUCAUUAGCAAGGAUUCGGUGUGCGCAGGCUGCUUCCCGUUUGACCCCUGGACGUAAGAGCCAAGUCAUUACGUGUCAGAUUCAAUUUUUCUGCCUUAAGAAUGAAUGUCCUACAUAGAAUAUUGGAUGCGGCGUAGAAGUUAAUCCGAGGCAGUGACUUCAGCUCUGUCGAGACGGUUAGUUUCAAAGGCACCUGCUCUCACGCAGACUUCUCGAUUGGGUUGUUUGCUGGAGCGCUUUGUGAGGAUCCAUACCUUUCAGUAAAGGACAUUUUUAACUUUUCCAUUCAGCUGAUUUUGAUUCAUUUUUACCAACUGAAGCACACGCUGUUCCUAGGGAAACCAAACCUUGGGUUAGAAGCUUUGACCUGAGGAAAAUGAAGCCACUUAACCUAACUUACGCUUCUGACUGUUCCGUUCUGGAGAGGAAAGCCUCGGCCAUUCUGCCGUUGGUUCUUCAGAGGGUGCAGAGCGCUGGUUUCAGAGACGCGGCCGGAGGAGGGAAGGAGUAUAUGGUCUCUGUGAGAAGCGGACUCGGUUCAGGCCUCAAAAGGAGAUUUAGAAUCAAACACUAAGACUCUGGCCAGGUGUGUGUUCCCUCAGAGGAGAGCCCUAGCGCCAGAAGCCAGGGGAGUGGAAAGUGUCGGAGGCAGUUUGCUUGGGAUUUUUUUAAAUACGGUGGUGGGUGACGGUUGUUUCCUGUCCAUUCCGGUGGACGUGAUUUUAGUCUGCGCUGCUGCCCCGCAUGAAGGAGUGGCCGCCCAUUAGACCGCUCUAGAACGCCAGGGACAUCCCGUCAGUGCUUAGCCGGAGCCCAGCGCCUCGCGCACAAAUGAUUUCUCCAUCGUCCUGUUGUAUUUACUUUCAUCUGCGGCAUUUGGGGUGAAAAAUAGCGUGAAGGGGCCUGGUAGAAAUAAAUACAGGCCUGAGGCUGCUCCUCAUAGUAGCAGUCAGCAGCCAAAAUCCUGGGUGCGAGAUUGCUUGCCGUCCAGUGGUACUUGAGGUUGAAAAAGAAAGAAACGUCUUUACUUUGGAAACUCUCAUUUAAACCAGUUCCCCUCUGUAGUUCAAAGUUGCGGUUGGACUUAACGGACUAGCACUUAACCAGCUCUUCCUUGUCCCUUGUUCUCGGCCUGUUCAGAAAAAUCCGUGUCCAUUAGGGUACGUGUGACGUGGCGGAGUCAGAGAUGCUCUUUGUAGUGGGAACCAAGCGAAACACAUUUCUCACGGUGGGUUGGGCCGUGACAGACUGUGGGGGGGUCAGAGCUGCUGGUUUCUGUUGGUUUUCAGUGCCCUUGCUUGGGUCGGUCGGUUCGUUUUGUCAGCCCGAAGAAGGGGGCAUCGGCUUUGGAAAGGGGCCUCUGGAAGUGCAGGAGGAGGCGCGGAGAGAGGCUCCGGCGGAGGCCUGCCCCCAGCCGGCCGCCGCUCUGACCCCGGCAGUAGCGCCCAGCUCCCUUCACCAGCAUCUGUACAGAGCAGGGAGGCCCGGGGUUCGCCGACGGGCGCCUUCGUGUGUGCCAGAAGAGUCCUCGCUGCACGCGCUGCGGGACUCCGUGUCCGUGGCUUCUCUCCCUCGCGAAACGGGUAGAAACACACUCACUGCUUCAGGGCUCGAAUCUGUGUUGUCUUCUUAUGGCUCCGUUUCUGCAAGAUUCUCGGUCGUUUCGGUCCGUGCUGUAUCUCCUUUGGGUUUUGUUCCGCCAGCUGGCCACGCUGCCGCAGCGUCCCCUUCCCUUCCGUUCGGUCUUAGGGUGCGGCUCAGUCAUCAGACUCGCCUUGUCUCCGCAGUCCAUACACAUCUUCACUGUUCGAGAGGUGUUACAGCUGUUAAAGAAUCUUCAUGAACCUGAAGAUCAUUUCUUGUGAAGUUGAAUGCAAAUGUACGGUCAUUCAUAGUGUUUAUAUAUAUAAAAAAAAAAUACCAGGAAUUUCACUUUUGCUACCUUGAUAUAGCAUUGGGCUAUCAUGUUAACAACAUUGAAAUACAUCAAUUUAUUAAAAAAUACUUUUAUAAGAAA
Messenger RNA from Neogale vison (American mink), 3877 nucleotides. RefSeq names its product desumoylating isopeptidase 2 (gene DESI2). Bases 135 to 719 code for a protein of 194 amino acids. Lineage: Eukaryota; Metazoa; Chordata; Mammalia; Carnivora; Mustelidae. Gene Ontology annotation, biological process: protein deubiquitination. Gene Ontology annotation, molecular function: deubiquitinase activity. The record is from RefSeq and is a predicted model, not a curated record. The transcript has 5 exons.